GAAAGUUUAUAUAAAAUGCAGGCCGGCAGGAGAUGGGUUUUGGCACGACUUUGCGAAUUGCAUGCCCCACUCACUCACUCAUUUUAACACUCCUACAUACGGUUUUUGUUUUUUACGAUGGUCUCCUCCUCUACCGUGCUCGUCGCCCUGGCGGCAAUGUUUGCGGUGGCAGUCAACGCCCAGAAUGCAGCGUAUCAGCAGUGUGGAGGCAUGAACUGGGCUGGAUCAGUCGCGUGCAGUACCGGCUAUCACUGCGAGAAGCUCAACGACUGGUAUUCGCAAUGUCUUCCGGGCGCGGGCUCCAGCACCACAGCGGCGGUGUCAUCUAACACGGGCACCACCACUACCCGCAGCACGAGCAGCACCACCACCAGCACCGCCGGCGGCACGAUCCCCACUGCUGGCGGCACCAGCCCCGGCUCGACGCUGCAGAAGGACUACCUCUGGAUCCGGGCCGUCGCCGCGCCAAAUUUCCACAAAUACCUGCAGUCGCGGACAGCGCGUACCGCCACGGACGCAAUUAUCGACUCGCCCACGACCGCGGGGCAGUUCAACGUAGUCGGCGGCCAGCUGGUGCAGCUAGUGGACACUGCGGGGACGCUGCUGUACGGGCACGUAGCUGCGCGGGUCGGGACCGAGACGCAGUUGAAGCUGACGUGGGAGGCGACGCCGGACACGUUCGGCACGUUUGCAUUCCAGGGCGAUACUCUCACUUGGUCAGUGGCUAGCAUCACUCGCCCGAAUGUCGCCGCCUGGCUCGUCUGCGAGAAUCAGACGCUGUAUGUUAACCUCGGCGCGUAUCUGUACCUGACGCCGGAUGGGUGUGCGGACCAGACGAUUCACUACUACAAUGGGGCUACGGCGGAUGCUUAGAGCGGUGGAGACGGGGUUACGUGGAAGACGGAAAGAAGGUGAGGGGAGGUGGGGC
This is a messenger RNA of Tricharina praecox, 928 nucleotides long. RefSeq lists its product as uncharacterized. NCBI's taxonomy places the organism in Eukaryota, Fungi, Ascomycota, Pezizomycetes, Pezizales, Pyronemataceae. The coding region runs from base 118 to 873 and encodes 251 amino acids. Gene Ontology annotation, cellular component: extracellular region. Gene Ontology annotation, molecular function: cellulose binding. Gene Ontology annotation, biological process: carbohydrate metabolic process. The transcript has 7 exons. The record is from RefSeq and is a predicted model, not a curated record.